Ipomoea nil (Japanese morning glory) is the source of this 1750-nucleotide messenger RNA. RefSeq names its product protein ASPARTIC PROTEASE IN GUARD CELL 1. Gene Ontology annotation, biological process: proteolysis. Gene Ontology annotation, molecular function: aspartic-type endopeptidase activity. The transcript has a single exon. The coding region runs from base 42 to 1505 and encodes 487 amino acids. NCBI's taxonomy places the organism in Eukaryota, Viridiplantae, Streptophyta, Magnoliopsida, Solanales, Convolvulaceae. The record is from RefSeq and is a predicted model, not a curated record.
UUCAGUCUCACAUCGCAACUGUUUCUUUUCUCACUUGAGCAAUGGCGAAUCUUUCUUAUAUUCUCUGCUUCUUCUUCUUCACUCUUUGCCUUACUUCUCCAGUUCUCUCUCGGGUGAUCUCAGAAAACCCAAGAACGACGUCGCUCGAUAUUCCGUCCUCGAUACACAAAACACUCACUGUGUUCUCCCCCCUCGGUUUUCAAGCCGAGAAGUCAGUUGAAAGUCAGAAAUGGGAGUUUUCUUCUCCGUCUGCGUUCUCUCUUCCGCUACAUUCUCGAUUGGCUGUUCGGGGAACCUCGGAGAGAGAUUACAAGUCGCUAACUUUGGCUCGACUCGAGCGUGACUCGGCCAGAGUACAGUCGCUUCAGACUCGGCUAGAUCUGGCGGUUAACGGGAUAACGAAGGCGGAUCUGAAGCCUAUGGAGAUGGAGCUCGAGGAUGAGAAGCUGGAGGGGCCCAUUAUCUCCGGAACGAGUCAGGGUAGCGGUGAGUAUUUCUCCCGAGUUGGAAUCGGUCACCCGGCGAGUGAGGUUUACAUGGUGCUCGAUACUGGGAGCGAUGUGAACUGGCUUCAAUGCGCUCCUUGCGCCGAUUGUUACCAGCAGGCCGACCCGAUUUUCGACCCGGUUAAGUCUUCUACAUACUCGCCUCUGUCAUGCGACACCAAGCAGUGUCAAUCGUUGGACGUUUCGGAGUGCAGGAACAAUACGUGUCUGUACGAGGUGAGCUACGGCGACGGGUCGUACACCGUCGGCGAUUUUGUGACGGAAUCCGUAACCUUCGGCGGGUCGGCUGCGGUGGAUAACGUUGCAAUCGGGUGCGGACAUAGUAAUGAAGGGCUGUUUGUUGGAGCGGCGGGAUUAAUUGGGCUCGGCGGCGGCGCAUUGUCGUUUCCUUCUCAGAUUAAAGCCUCCUCCUUCUCAUACUGCCUCGUGGACCGUGACUCCGACUCGACCUCAACUCUCGAGUUUGACUCGGCCACCCCUCCUGGCGCGGUCACUGCUCCGUUAAUCCGCAACUCGAAGCUGGACACAUUCUACUACGUGGACCUGACGGGGCUGAGUGUCGCCGGGAACAUGCUCCCCAUCUCCACCUCCGCUCUGAAGCUAGACGAUAACGGUGACGGCGGGGUGAUCGUGGACUCGGGAACGGCGGUGACCCGGCUGCAAACAGACGUGUACAACUCCCUCCGCGACGAGUUCGUUAAGGGGACGCGUCACCUGCCGUCAACAAACGGCGUGGCCUUAUUCGACACGUGCUUCGACUUGUCAAAGAAGAAGAGCGUUGACGUGCCAACGGUGUCGUUCCACUUCUCAAACGGGAAAGAGUUAGCGUUACCGGCUAAGAACUACCUGAUUCCGGUGGACUCGUCAGGGACGUUUUGCUUGGCCUUUGCUCCGACGUCGUCUUCGCUGUCGAUCAUAGGGAACGUACAGCAACAGGGGACACGUGUCACUUUCGACCUUGCCAACUCCCUCAUUGGAUUCUCAUCCAAUAAAUGCUAGAAGCCAAGCCACAAUAUUUAAUUUCUUAGUUCUUGGCACUAUUUAGUAUUUGUAUUUGUAUUUACCCUCUGAAUUUACUUGCUUGUGGGUCCAACCUCACAAGUGUAACGUGACAGGUUUUGGAGAAUUUUAGAGCAUGUUUGGUGUAUAGUACAAGUUAUUUAUUGCCGUUAUGAGGGUAUUAAUGGAAACAUGCCACAAUGUAACCAACUGCUACUAUUAUGGCCGGAUACCAUUAUUUUGUG